Molecule: messenger RNA, 916 nt
Organism: Cyprinodon variegatus (sheepshead minnow)
Lineage: Eukaryota; Metazoa; Chordata; Actinopteri; Cyprinodontiformes; Cyprinodontidae
Gene: dcun1d1
Product: defective in cullin neddylation 1 domain containing 1
Exons: 4
Coding region: 110-544 (144 amino acids)
Biological process (GO): protein neddylation; positive regulation of ubiquitin-protein transferase activity
Cellular component (GO): ubiquitin ligase complex
Molecular function (GO): cullin family protein binding; ubiquitin conjugating enzyme binding; ubiquitin-like protein binding
Source: RefSeq, a predicted model, not a curated record
AUUGUGAAGUGUCGUGUUGCAACCGGAAGCAAAAAAGGCUUGUUUAAAGUGUAUAAACUUAUUUCGUUAGCUGGAUGGAAACGAAAUAUUAAGCCUUUUCGAGGCAAACAUGAACAAGCUGAAGUCCUUUCAGAAGGAUAAAGUUCGACAGUUUAUCAUUUUCACUCAAACUAAUGAGAAGACGGCUGUAACCUGCUUGUCCCAGAAUGACUGGAAGCUAGACGUCGCCACCGACAAGUUUUUCCAGAAUCCGGAGCUCUACGUCUCAAAUGUUAAGGGGGCUUUAGACAAGAAGAAGCUUGAGCAGCUGUACAACCGAUACAGAGGUAAAGAACAGACACUUCUCAUCUCCAUGUUUGUUUCCUUUUUAGAGCACCACAAAAAAUCAAUUCCCAAGGACACCUGGAAUCUGUUACUAGACUUCAGCACCAUGAUCACUGACGACAUGUCAAAUUACGACGAAGAAGGAGCCUGGCCCGUCCUUCUUGAUGACUUUGUAGAGUUUGCACGGCAGCACAUUGGGACCAAAAGCACGGCGGUUUAAGGGUGGCAGAGUUUCACGACUGGAUGGCCUGUGCAGAGCGCCACACGGUCAUCAUCAUGCCUUUUAAACACUCAGGACUCAAAUGUUUUACAGCGACUACGUAAACAUGUCUGUACGUUCUGCUUGACUAGUUUGAGGACUUGGCCUGUAGUGCUGAUAUGUUAGAAGCCACCUGGAAAGGAUCUUGACUCUUGUGUUUUUCUGGUAAUGGUCGUCUUUAAAGGCGUGUGGAUGUGAUCUGGAAGUGUAAUGUGAAUUCAUAGCUUUUUAAAAGGGAUAUUGUAUUUUAAUACAAAUCUUUUUUUGCAUCUAUCAUGAUGUAUUAUGAUGUGUGUCAGGCCAGUUUAAAACACUGGGAUUUUUAAAACAGAC